Messenger RNA from Neodiprion fabricii, 2654 nucleotides. RefSeq lists its product as uncharacterized. The transcript is spliced from 4 exons. The record is from RefSeq and is a predicted model, not a curated record. Lineage: Eukaryota; Metazoa; Arthropoda; Insecta; Hymenoptera; Diprionidae. The coding region runs from base 595 to 1860 and encodes 421 amino acids.
GCGUGGAGUGGAGUCGGGAUUAUCGCAGACACAAGUAUCAGAGCUUUUAUUGCUAUCGCGUAUGGUUGACACGUACAUGUUUCUUCUUAACGACGAUUGAUGAUACCUGAAGAAUCAGUCAGUCAAAGAAAGAAAUUACGUUAUUUGAUUGCGUUCAUUUUACCCGAGAGGAGUUCAGAAGAAACGCAACGAAUUGAGGCAUUUUCGCGACGAAUACGCGGACGAAAAAACGUCAAGCUCUCAAAAGUGAAAUCGGCGCUGGUGUUUCGAACGGUCCCUAGGUACGACAGGUGGAACAAGAUAGCACGGUCGUUUCUCCGACACCUCGUUGCAUAAUGGCUAGCAGACGAACUGGUUGCAGCUCAUUUCUAGCCUUCACUCGGGCGAAGAGAGACGGGCACUCUUCAGUAGGUCGUAUGAUAAUUUCUUCUACAAGGCCCAUUAUAGUCUACAGCUCACGGUCCAUCGAAUCAGUGCCCUAAUUGUAUUGGAUCGAGUGCGGUCCGAGUAGUUGUGGAAUUUUUGCCAGUAACGGAUGUUCGACAUUGCCGCACGCAUUGGAACUAUAUCGUAGGCGAAUUAUUAAACUAGUCGAUGAUGUCGGGAGCAACUGAAGAUGAGCCGGAAUCUCGUUGUUCAGACUUGUUUAGAUCGGAACAUCUCCAAGAAUACUUGGGACGGGUCGUUGAAACGCUGGGGAUUAGAAGUCCCAAGUUCUGCGUAACACUUGGUUCAAAAGUGGGUGACAACUACGCGGGCGUGAUUUAUCGUGUCGAAAUUGAGGGCCAGAGAAACGGAGUACCUGUCAAAAUUCAAACGAUAUUUAAAAUUCCUCCCACGAAUGAAAUCGUUCGCGAAAUAAUGCAAAUCGAACAUUUGUUCUUGCGGGAACACGAGUUCUACUCCGAAAUCGUGCCGAUAUUCAAGGAGUUCUUACAAGCUCAUCGCAAGACAUUAGCAAAUAUUCCAGAGUGCUAUUUUUCUACCAGCAUCGAUCACAAGGAGGCGAUUUGUAUGGAAGAUUUGCAGUCGAAGGGAUUCGUGAUGCGCGACCGAAUAAAGCAGCUGGAUUUCGCGCAUGCAUCUCUCGUUCUGCGUGCUCUGGGACGAUUUCACGCAGUGAGUUUUGGGCUUCGCGAUCAGAAGCAGGAACUCUUCGCAAGCAAAAUAUCCCACCAUAAGGAACCGCUUUUCAGACCGGAUGUGUUGCAGCAUCCCAGUUUUAUUGAGCGUUGCGAGAUUCUGGAGAACCUAGUUAAAAUGGCUCUCGCCGAUGAGGAUCCGCGGUACACGAAAAGAUUUACGGAGUUUCGAAAAGCUGUCACCUGCGACGACUUCGCCUGUCCAUUCACAGGAUGUAACGCCGAACCGUAUGCGGUUUUGAAUCACGGGGACUUAUGGACGAAUAAUUUGCUUUUCAAGUACGACGAGGACCACGGGGAACCACAGGACUUAUACUUUUUGGAUUUUCAAUCAGUGCGUUACGUGUCACCGGCGAUAGACAUUUCGUACGUGCUAUUCUGCAGCUGCAACCAAGAGUUGAGGAACAGAUACUUCGACGAGUUGAUAAAAAUCUACCACGAAUCGCUGUCAGCUUAUCUUUAUGAGCUUGGCUCUGAACCCCAGAAACUGUUUCCUUAUGAAGAAUUAUUGAGGCAAAUGAGAAAAUUUAGUACCAGUACUGGUAUAACAGCCAUGAUGGUUCUUCCGGCUUUCACUAGCCAAGGAGAUGACGUCAAGGCUUUCGAGGCAUUAAAUAGAGAUAUUGCGGAUUCAGAAGAUCGAAUUCAGAGAGACUAUUUCUGGCGGAACACUUUGAGAGACACUUACAAAGAUUUGAUUGACAGAAACUAUAUUUAAUGUACCAUAAGUUUACAAGACUUUUUAUGAAAAUGACAAAGACUUAGAAGUGGAUGAAGAGCUCUUCACCACUCAAUAGUACAGCCUCUUGGGAUUGUUCUGAACAGGACGAGAACGAAAAUCUAUAAAUGAAACGAUUGGUACAUUUGAAAUUCAGCUAUGAAUUUUGGGUUUCUUCGCAUUUAUUGUUUAGUUUCAUUACAGCGUUUUGAGAAGCGAUGUCUCGUAGUGUAGCAUGAUAUUCUUUUUCUAAAUCCACUGAAAUCGAGCGUGUGAAAUCCAAAGAUCAUUCCUGUUAUCAAAAUUUUUUUUAGAUUGAACACUUUUCGGUUCGAAAUCAAUUUAAACGACCGUUUUGAGACUAAUUUGACCCAAGUAUUGCAAAUCAGGCAUGUUUGCGCAAAAUAGGACCAACAGCUUCGAGAAUGCAAAAAAGUACGGAGAUAUUAAUUUCAUUAUUGACCCAAACACAGGUUGUAUGAAAUAGAAACAACACAUCUUUACACAUAUCGUAUCUUGUAAAGGUAGAUUACACCUGGGUGCAGGUCCGAACUUAAACUAUAGUGACAUACUACAAUGAUUACUAUCUUCGAUAACAUUAUUCAUGUUAUGCCGAAAGUAACAUAGAUUGCAUUUCUUCAUCAUAUAUGAGUCAAAUAUGUCAUGUGAAAUUCGAUCAUUUUUCUGCAUAGCUAUUUGUCUGUCAUUUUACAUACUAUUGAACAACUUGUUAAAGUACUGAACACUGAACCUUAUACACUUGUACAGAAUUGAAAAGAUAUUGAAUAAACUGA